Molecule: messenger RNA, 732 nt
Organism: Fraxinus pennsylvanica
Lineage: Eukaryota; Viridiplantae; Streptophyta; Magnoliopsida; Lamiales; Oleaceae
Source: the annotation of a GenBank genome assembly
AUGCCUUCAGGAAAACCUUCUCUGACGCAGCUUAAUCUUAGUUAUGGAGUUGAAAAGAAACUUACUGCUGAAAAAAUUGAGCAUGAAUUUUGGCCAUUGGAUGAAAUAGAUCCAAAGAAAGCAAAGUUCCCUUGUUGCAUUGUUUGGACACCACUACCUGUAGUAUCAUGGUUGGCACCUUUCAUUGGACAUGUUGGCAUAUGUCGGGAGGACGGCACUGUUAUAGAUUUUUCAGGAUCCAACCUUGUUAAUUGUAAUAAUUUUGCAUAUGGCUCUGUUGCCAAAUACCUUCAACUGGACCGAAAGCAGUGCUGCUUUCCUCCAAACGCCAAUGGACAUACAUGCAAGCAUCGCUACAAGCAUGCCGAUUUUGGCUCUGCAAUCACCUGGGAUGAUGCCAUUCGAUUGACUAUACAUAACUUUGAGCACAAGUCUUUCAAUCUUUUCACUUGCAACUGCCACUCUUUCAUUGCGAAUUGUCUGAACCGGCUUUGCUAUGGUGGAUCAAUGACUUGGAACAUGAUCAAUGUUGCUGCUCUCAUACUAUUUAAGGGGACAUGGGUUGAUGGCUUGUCUGUCUUAAGAUCAUUUUUGCCUUUCAUGGUGAUGCUAUGCUUGGGUGUAUUCAUGGUUGGAUGGCCAUUUCUAAUAGGAUUAUUUUCCUUUUCUCUUCUGCUUAUUGGAUGGUAUUUGUUGGGCACUUACUGUUUUAAAAACCUCUUAGAUUGUUAG